AUUCUAGAAUAAAAUUUAAAAUCCCGCCGCGAAAAUAAUUUACAAUCGUCUGCUAUAAUAGGCAAUUAUUAUUAUCAGUUAACAAUCGCGCACUGAUUGUGUGACAAUCUAGUAUUAUUUAAAAAUUAUUAUUAUAUUAUAUUAUGUCACUAUUAUAAUUAUAAAGCAAUUUAUUUAUCAAAACUGCCAAGUCACGACUAUUUCUAAAAAUAUAUAUAUAUCUAGGUAAAAAUUUUAUUAUUUCAUUUUUCAAAAAAUUGCGUUUAUACAAUAGUCGAUCGUGUUCACAGUGUUAUUUAAUAUAUCGAAAAAGUUCUCGGAAUUUUUAUAUUUUUUGACGUUAAAAUGUCAAAUAAUUGUUUAAUUGAAACAGGAAAUAUACUUUCCUUAAAUGAAUUAAAGAAAAAAACUGGUCUAAGUACAAGGGAUGAGUUAAUAGAGACACUGAAAAUAGUUUUACAAGAUUCACCAUCCAGUGAAUCUAAUUCACCGACAAUAAAUGGAAGAGGUGAAGGAGAUUCCGAAAAUGUCGAAAGGAAGGAAUUAAAAAUUACUGUUAAAAUUUUUAUAUCUACAGCGAAAGCAGAAGUUUUGAAACAAGCACUUGAGGAAGUUUUUCGAGUUUUACACACGGAUAUAAUUGAAUCUUUGGUGAUUGCAUACAAAAAUACUGAAGAGUCUGGCGAUAUUUUGACUUCUUUACAAAGUCUAUGGAGUGUUAUCGAAGAAUUGAAAAAUGCUGGAAAACUUUGUAGUGUUGGACUAAGUGAUGUCGACACUGAAAUUUUUAUUCAAUUUUUCCGAGCAGCAAAUGUUAAACCGAAUAUCAUUCAAAUUAACUUAACGUCUUGCUGUGUUGUACCACCUGUUUUACAAGAAUUUUCCAAGGAAAAUGAUAUUCAAUUAUUAACACAUAAUGACCCAUGUCAAAUAUUACCAAAAGAAUCCGUGAUGGAAAUUUUUGGUAAUGGUGCCAAUUUACACUGGGUUGCUCGUUAUCAAAUUCACCUCAAGUGUCGUGGAGUUCUUUCAUCAAAAGGCUAUUUGGUCUACAUUGACAAACCAGUAUAGAAUUUUUUUAUUGUCAAUUAAUCUAUAUUUUUUAAAUAAAAUGAUUUUUUUUCAACUUUUCUUUGAUAAAAUUUUGUGUGAUAAGAAAUACAAAUAAUUAAUACAGAAGAGAGUUGUAAAAAUUUAGCAAAAACACUUAAAAGAAGCAUUUAAAUAUAUGUCAAUAUAAAAAAAAUUGUAGCGAAACUUAAAAUAGUUAAUAGUGUGUUGCGGGCGUAUUCUAGAGAAAGCGAGGCUCGUGUGAAGUUUUUGCCACACGAGAAAAAUAAAAAUUAAAAACAACUCCAAAAAAAAAAAAAAUAAA
Molecule: messenger RNA, 1375 nt
Organism: Leptopilina boulardi
Lineage: Eukaryota; Metazoa; Arthropoda; Insecta; Hymenoptera; Figitidae
Gene: Gclm
Product: glutamate--cysteine ligase regulatory subunit
Exons: 6
Coding region: 346-1071 (241 amino acids)
Biological process (GO): glutathione biosynthetic process
Cellular component (GO): glutamate-cysteine ligase complex
Molecular function (GO): enzyme regulator activity; glutamate-cysteine ligase catalytic subunit binding
Source: RefSeq, a predicted model, not a curated record